Molecule: messenger RNA, 8438 nt
Organism: Ctenopharyngodon idella (grass carp)
Lineage: Eukaryota; Metazoa; Chordata; Actinopteri; Cypriniformes; Xenocyprididae
Gene: jade2
Product: jade family PHD finger 2
Exons: 12
Coding region: 1162-3645 (827 amino acids)
Biological process (GO): regulation of transcription by RNA polymerase II
Cellular component (GO): histone acetyltransferase complex
Source: RefSeq, a predicted model, not a curated record
CCCUUUAAAAUAAACAUUCUUUACUGGUGUCCAUGUAGAACCUUCUUUCCAUUGCUCAGAAGGUUCUUUAUAGUUGAAAAAUAGUUUAUAGUUCACACUCUUUUAACAAAAAAUGGUUCUUUAAAGAACUGAUCAAUGAAAGGUUCAUCACUGCCACCUUUUGGAGCCAUAACAUUUAAGAAUGUGUCUGCCUCAUCCGAGUUACACAGCAUUUACACAGUGUUAUAACAGAAUCACGUGACUUUAAUGUUCCCUCAUUAUAAGAAACUUUAACGUCUGAUACUAACUGUGAUCCAUUUCACCUCACAAGGGUAAAACAUAUCUAAACCCAAGUAAAGUUGUCCGCUUGUACGGAAAACUGAAGAUGUCAUAUUUGUUGUGUCAAACGGCAUUUCCUCUUUCGUGUUUGUUCAUGGCUCCCCCCAUCGGAUUCACUGUAAAAUGGUCGAUUAUUUUUGCGAACCGCCCCGUUCACUCAUUUGAGGAGAGAAGCCGCUGACUUUCUUCUUCAUGCUCGCUUCUUGAUGGACAUUACACAACUUGACAGGUAACGCAAAGGGCUUUCGCUGCGUUUUUCUCCACAUUAUGUGAUGCUCACGAGCACUAACAGUGUUUUCUUGGCUCGCUUGUAACGGAAAUUUUUGGUACGUCAUUAAUAUGGCGCCAAAAGAGUUAUAAGUGUGAGCUUGUGUUGCUGUAGCCUGAGAGAUCCCGCACCUCAGCCGCUGCUCGUGUUUACUCAGACCAAACAAAAACAAAAUGUUAAACGCUUCACCUGAUGGAAACGAAAUUUAGACGCGGUUUUGCACAUUGAAGUCGAUGGCUUGUCACGUCACUGGAGCAGUUAGUGCGCUUCACUUUGCAGGGAUGUGAGGAAAUGCUUUCCUCAGAAACAAUUUUACGGAUGACGAACAGAUGAACGUUUCUAUAAUAAGUGAGGAAACAACAACUCGACGGAUAGCGGCGCAGGAAGCCAUCGGGUCGGCGCUGUGGUGGAUUAAACCCGCCGACAGUAACUUUUAUUCGGGCUGUGGAGGGGAAAUCAUCCGCCGUGCUGCUGUCACACGAAUGCAGCGAGAUAUACAUGUGCCUGGCCUCAAAUGAUCCCCUGAUUUCUGCCCAUCGAGGACAUCACGCCCUCUCGAGCGAACCGCGAAUAAGAUGGAGAGUGAGAUGAAGAGGAGGAAGUACUCCACCAGCAGCAACGACUCUGACACCACCGACAGUCAUGUGACCACCUGGUCACGGUCUUCAAAGAACACAGGGACCAAUAGCACAUGGGUACGCCAUGAGCAGAAGAAACCAUCUGAGGUGUUUCGGACCGAUUUCAUUACAGCCAUGAAGUUGCCUGAUUCAGCACAACUGAGCCCAGAGGAGUUUUAUUUCCUGUCCGACCCCUGGAGGCAGGAAUGGGAGAAGGGUGUGCAGGUGCCAGCCAAUGUGCAAUCCAUUCCUGAGCCUGUAGUCAGGGAGCUUCCUGAUGUCAAUCGAAUCCCAUUCUUUUCACCAAUCCAAACCAGGGGCCAGUCCGAGUUUGGCUUCGGAGAGUCACAUGGUCUCACUGAGCCACUGAGUCGCUACGAUCUGGAUGAUCUGGAUGUGACCUGGCUUGAACUGGUUAAUACUGAAUUCAGACAGUUAGCACUUCCGGAGCUGGACGAGCUCACCAUGGAGCAGGUUGUGGUGGAGCUGGAGAGCAGGUGUCAGCAGAACAUGCAGCAGGCCAUCGAGACUGAGGAGGGGCUGGGCAUCGAAUACGACGAGGACGUAGUUUGUGACGUAUGCCGCUCACCUGAGGGGGAGGACGGCAACGAGAUGGUUUUCUGUGACAAGUGCAACGUUUGUGUGCACCAGGCAUGUUACGGGAUCUUAAAGGUGCCGCAGGGUAACUGGCUGUGCCGAACAUGUGCUCUUGGAGUGCAGCCCAAAUGUUUGCUCUGUCCCAGGAGAGGAGGAGCUCUGAAACCCACUCGUAGUGGAACCAAGUGGGUCCACGUCAGCUGUGCCUUAUGGAUCCCUGAGGUGAGCAUUGGCUGCCCUGAGAAGAUGGAACCCAUUACAAAAGUAUCACACAUCCCGGCCAGUCGAUGGGCCUUGUCCUGUAGCCUGUGCCGUGAACACACUGGCACAUGUAUUCAGUGCUCCAUGCCAUCCUGCGUCGUGGCCUUCCACGUGACCUGUGCGUUUGACCACGGACUAGAGAUGCGCACCACUCUGGCGGAGAACGAUGAGGUGCGCUUCAAAUCGUACUGUCUAGAGCACAGUAGCGUCUCGCGCUCAAACAGUGGCGCUAAUGCAGACAGGCCCGAACCGCGGCACGCUGGGCCGGAUCUGCCAGGGAUCUCUCAUUCGGAUCGUGCGAAGCAGGAGCAAGCAGAACAGGAGAAAGCCAGCCAUCGCAAGCAGAAGCUGCAAGAGCUUGAAGACGAGUUUUACAGAUUAGUGGACCCCAAGGAUGUUGCGGAAAGCCUUUCCCUGCCAGAUGCUCACGUGGACUUCCUCUUCCAGUACUGGAAACUGCGACGAAAGGCCAACUUCAACCAGCCGCUGGUGACCAUCAAGAGGGAUGAGGUGGACAAUCUCGCCCAGCAGGAGCAGGAUGUUCUGUAUCGCCGUCUGAAGCUCUUCACUCACUUGCGUCAGGAUCUCGAGAGGGUCAGAAACUUGUGUUACAUGGUCACACGCAGAGAGAGGAUCAAACACUCUUUAUGCAACCUGCAGGAGAAGAUCUUUGCCUUGCAGAUUCAGCUCUUAGAGAAGGACCUGGAUGGAGAGAAAACUCUGAGAGGGGAGAAGAUUCAUCGCAAUGGAGUCAGGGAACGAGUAAAAGAAAGGAGGAAGAGCAGUCCAGAAAAGGACAAAUGGAGAUCAGACGACAACUCUCUAUUCACCCAGCUGGGUUUCUCCAAAUCCUUUCCACUGGACGGCUCACUGUUUGACAGCUGGCUGGCUCAGUCCGUUCACAUCACAGCAGAUAACAUGCUGAGCCAGUGGUCUCUAUCCGGAGAGAGCGACGACCCGUCCGCCAGCCUCCUGUCAGACCAGCUCCUGCAGGGCGAGGAGAGCCUGCUCAGCCUGAUGAUGGACCACUCCAUGAAGUCCACCUGGAAAACACCUCAGCUGGGCCGCAAGGCAAGGGGCGGGCCACGCAACCGCAGGAAGUCCGUCUCACUUCCACGGAUCGGAUCCGCAGUUAAAAGCAAGGUUUGGUCUGAGGACCAGCGGCCCAAACGAGGAGAGAGAAUGCGCCAUCUCCAACAGCAUCACAACCGCGGCGAGGGCAGGCCGGACCCUCUGCAGCCAGCCAUCUCCAAAAUGGACUCGUGCCACAUUUCCGAGGAGCAUGGCUCUUGGGAUGGCGGCACGGACGCUGGGGAUACGGAGAGUGGCAAGCGUUCGCAGAUGGCCUUACGUCUACGUCUACCUAGACAGGGCAAGUCACGGUCUAAAAGUGAAACGACCCAGGCCUCGCUGCAGAACAGCACUGGGAACAGCACAUCUGCACCGGACACUGAAACGGACGGCUAUUUCUCUGAUGCAGAACAGAGUGACAGUGAAUUGCGCUCAUCCAGCCGAAAGCUGCGCUUGCCCCAACUGCAUGCUGGGAAGGAGCAAGUAGUGCGGCGAAGCGUGCUCGCCUCCUAAAACUAUUGGUGUCACUCCUAGUGCUGUCUCUGUCAUCAGUAGGAGACUCGGUCUCUCUCGAUACAUCUGUCUCUUUCUUGUUUUAUCUGUCAGAGUAUAUUAGCCAGUCGCCUACAUUUAUGCAACCAUAACCAUUUGUGCUUGACAAAACAGCAAGGAACAAGAAAAAGUCUAAAUGAACACUGUCGGAUGUGUCCUUUUGGGAAGCAAUAGGAUCUGUCCUGGAGCAGGGACAAUGACGUGGGCAUUAUAACGUCUGUUCAGGUUGUGUUUGUUUUGAAUGAACAUGUAUGUUGUGUGUCUCCAGAGGAUGUGGCUACUUUAAAAUGAUUUACAGAGAAAAUAUGACGCAAAUAAGCACAAAUAGCCGUUGGGGAAUGUAGCACACGUGUACCUGUCGAAUCCACCGCUUCAUUCGCUUUGAUUCUAGACGUACCAGCAUCACGAGCAGGGCACGCUUCAGCGUAAUCCUUGCGUGUACGUGUGUGUACCAGUGGACAGAUCUGAGCACAGUUGGGUCAGUCUAUCUCAAGUGGUCCAAAAAUGGUAGAGUUGGUUGCUUGACUAUUUUAUUUUCCCCCAGAUUUCCAUUAGCCAUAGCUUUGUAACCAGCUCCAUCUUAAACUCAUUUUUACAGCCAAUAGAGGAGUUGCAUUUGUGAAAAUUCUCAAAAUUGAAAUGUUCUGCAUGUUGCACGAUAGACCAUUUGGGAGCAGACGUCACAGUUUCGUCAUUGCAGUUCUGUACGCAGAAAAACCAUCGUCACUGUUUGCAAACACCCAAAUGGUCUAUACUCAUCUAUAAUAGGUACCCCAUAAUGCAACGUUACGGCUAAGACUCGAAUCCUGUAAAGUUGAACCCUGAGCAGACGUGAUCUUUGCAUUUGGACUUCAAAGUCUAAGGAGCAAGAAUGUAUAAAAUGUUUACGUAUGUUCAUGUAUUUUGUAGUGUACUCAGUUUUUGUUUCAAGGAGCUUUAGGAACAUCUUGAGUCAAGACACUGAGUUUCCGUAAACGUCCAUAUAACACAAAAUUUGUUGGGAGACAUGACACAAAGACAACCGCUGUGGUCAAACCAAGUAAAAUAAACUUAAAAAAGUUGUGGUUUUGCAAUACCAAUACAUAGAGGUAAUCACUCAAAAAAAAAAAAAAAAAAAUGGUCAGGCAACCUCCACUGGACCACUUGUGAUGGCGUGACCCAGUUAAAUCUAAAUGUGUUUUUUCUUUCGAUUUUGGGAUCUUUUUACAAGAUUCAAACUUUCUCUUCCACUUGUUUUGGUCCAUUUCUUCAGAAAGAACUGUUGUCAUUCUCCAUUCAAGCGUGCCUUCUGUAGCCCCCCCCAAUCAAGCUAAUAAUCAACAUGUUUAACCAUUUUAAUACAACGAUGGCAAUCAGAAAUGAAAACCUGCUUGGUCCAAAAAGCUCGUAUGAAAGUGUCGAGGCCGUAGAUGUUCUAGGUGCCUAGAAAAUAGCAUCCAGCCAACAAUCGAUCCUGCUUUAGCAAAGUGCUGUUCUUGAACCAACAUCAGUCAGUCAGUUCUUCAGUCGUUUAUUGACAUUUGUGACGUCUAAUGAAUCAACUCACGGUGUUAAUCUCAGGGUUAAAGAGAAGAAGUGAUCGCAAUCAUCUGAAAAGUUUAAACCUGUACAUUCUUUGGCAAAGCUUCAAGUGUGUUGAGAGGAUCUUCUCACGGUAUGAUGAUGAAACACUGAGUUUCUUUUCUUUCUUUCUUUUGUAUGAUGAUGCCAAAGAAAAGUAAGUCAGCAUAUACUCUGAAGUGGAUGUAAACAUUGUGUCUGGAUCUUCUGAAGAUCCCGACCUGCACUGAUGUCCACUUGUACACUCCUGGAUCGCAUCAUCAAUCGAGCAUCGUCCUCAUCAGUGAUCACAUGAUGGGCCACAGGAAGUCUGAUGCUCUGUCCAGAAAUGUUUCGUUUAUGAGACAAAACCAACUGAUAUGUCGCGUACGUGAUGUGUGUCAAUGAGCGGAGUGUGUGUUCUCUCUGCAGACCUGAGGGAACAACUAAGGGUUAGUCCACCCAACAGCGGGUUAGUCCACCCAACAAGGACAGUUCUCUCACCAUGUAUUCAGUCUCAUGUCGUUCCAAACCCGUAUCAAUGUUCCUUUCCAUGUAGUGAAGGUAAAUGGGUCCAAAAAAAGACAAAAAAAAAAAGAAAAAAGUAGUCAGGAGUCCAUGUGCCACAUUCCAAGUCUUUAUUUACUGAAAACCUUCCCUUCCACCAUAGAUCUCCAGUGUGCUGUAUUCUAGUCUUCUGAUAAACAAACAAGUCUUUGUCAUUCUGUGUACCAUAGAAGAGUCAUACGGGUUUGGAACGUCUCCACGGUGGAUGAACGACGACUGAAUUUCUUCACUCCUCGUUCUGACUCUUCAUUGGCUUAAACCGUGACGGCUGUCUGCUGUAUCCGUACAGACCACAGACAGCGACCUGUACAGAUCUCAUGUAUCUUAGCUGCUUCAAUAGGGACUAAUCAUAGAUGCUGGUCAUUUGCCGUUCUCUGGUUCAGUAUGCACCAAACGCAGACAUGGAAUACUGUGCCUUUAGUGAUCUAGUUUCAGCCACCUGCAAGAGUUCACGCUUCUUUAUCAUGCUUCGCUGCCGUUCGUGUACCAAAACUAUAACAUAUACUCUACGUAAUCUCUGUAAAUGUUCAGCUUCUGUGCAAUCAUUUUCUUCCCACAUCGUAACAGGACGAGAAUGACAGAGUAGGUCUUGACACUUGCAUUUGUUGGCAGACAUGUUGUUAGUGAGCUAAACACUUCGACAUAAAAGGGGAACUAGUCUUUGCACUUGUUUUUUUUUGUCUCUACUGCUGGCUUUCAUUCAAAACUGCUGGCUGCUGGUAAUCAUCAAGACCAACAAGGGGUGUGCGAUAUUGACAAAAAAUGUUCCCGUAUUUUCUGCUAACAAUAAUUAGAUGAUAUCUUGCUGAGUGGGUUUUUGUGUUGGCUGAUUUAGGCCUGACUCGAGAAAACACUCAUAUUCUUCAUAUUCUGUUUCACCCAAAUGAACUCGAUUAAAAAUUCCUUUGAUUAAAAUUUCCAUUAAGCGGCAUCCUCAAGUGGCAUUACAUGUAUUUACAUGGACUGUUUAAUGCCGUUUAGAGGUGGCAUGAAUUACACUGCAGUUGCAUAAAUAAUGUAAUGAGUUAAAAACUUUUUGAAGUAUAAAUAUUAAAAAAGAAAUAGUACUUUAAAUAUGAAACUAAAAUCCCCAGUAGGUAGUGGCAAGUCACUGUCUAGAUGAGUGAGUCACUGAAUCAUUCACUCAAAUGAUCUGUUCAUAAAACCUUCAUUCAUUCAGUAACGAAGCACUGCUGUUUGUUGCUCAGAAACUCAAAACGGUUCUGCUUUGGCUUUGCUUAGAACUGUCGUCGUUAGUGAUUAGAGCAAAAACACAAUACUGUAAAAUUUAACUAAUUUAAUAUUAUAUUCUUGUCGGUUGAAUUGUUGUAUAAAAUCACUAUCACAUUUGCAGUCGUGCUGAUAUUUGGGAAAACAGCACACUUGCUCAUGUGACAUUGCUUAACUGUAUCAUGUGAUAAAAGUAUAAAAGACAAAAACUUACAGAGCAUUUUUUGCCCCUACAUAUUUAAUUUUAGGGUCAUUCUAACUUCAUUCUACUGGGCUUUAUCACAGUGAAAGAGUUCUCUCUCAAGAUGGGUUUGGAUUGUUCAAAGUGAGUGACAUUCUCCAUAAUGUCAGCUCUCACAUUGUUAAAACAACAAGUAAUAUAUUAUCGUAGACGACACAUCGCACACCCCUUUUCUUGUGGUUUGAGUGGUCCGUUUUUAAACGCAUGCGGUUCGGCCUGAGAGGACACCUUUGUUCUUGCCCUCUCAUCCAUGGAGUAAAGUUACAGGGAAUCUGGUGGAAUUGAUUAUUAACUCCUUAAUGCAAAUAGUUGAAUCUCAAAGAAAUGGCUGAAGAAAAGUCAUAUUUCAUCCACAGAAAUAAAUUAUAUUUUGCAUAAAGAAAAUGAUGCCAAUUUUUAGGAACAUUUAAGGCUCUUUUAUUUAUUUUUUUCACAUACCCCCUUCACCCAAGUAUCCUUCAGUGUUGUGGUUUACCUCUGGCUGAACCUGCGUGCACGUCUGUACCGAAGCACCGUUCAGAUGUGGGCCAGUUCAGUGAUGCUCUGAACUUCUGCAGCGCUUUAGAAUCCCAUCAUGAAAGUCCAACAGCAGCUUUUGCUGUCAUAUCGAAGUCUGAACUCUUUCCACUGACUUGUUUACUGUUCAGUGAAAUUCUAAAUGAAUAAAAUCAGGCAGAGGAAAGGUAAAGCACUAGCAGGCUGUAGUCUAUUAAGAAUCACUUGUGUCCUGUAAAUCUAUCGACAUCUUCCGCUCGACACGGUUACGAUAUGAUGAUAUGAAUGUUGCAGGGGUUUAUCCUUCUAUGUUCUUUGUUUCAAAGAAUGUUGUGCCAUUUGUUUAUAGCAGAGAGAACUAUUGAACAUAUUAAAAAAAAAAAAAGAGCUAUUUUAAAUUAUUUUAGUUUUUUUUUUUUUUUUUUUUUUUUUUUUUUGCUAUAUUUAUUUUCUUGUAUUGGAAAUCUUUAUAGAAGGACAAAAGUAUUUUUCAUCAGUGCAAAAACCUAUUUUUCCGUUUUGUACAUUUUCCAUGUUGAGCAGUCUUUAGAGCAAUAUAAUGUUCAUGUGACUGUAUGUGCAUGCUGUUUGUGAUGCCUUAAUAACAGCUCCCGUCCCAUCAUCGCCAGCGCUCGGCUGUGGUCGACCAGUGCAGUCAAUAAAGCUGUGCUUUCUGUCUACA